Dromaius novaehollandiae (emu) is the source of this 1117-nucleotide messenger RNA. It is a transcript of the gene BCAP31, whose product is annotated as B cell receptor associated protein 31. NCBI's taxonomy places the organism in Eukaryota, Metazoa, Chordata, Aves, Casuariiformes, Dromaiidae. The transcript is spliced from 8 exons. Gene Ontology annotation, cellular component: endoplasmic reticulum; endoplasmic reticulum membrane. Bases 139 to 867 code for a protein of 242 amino acids. Gene Ontology annotation, biological process: endoplasmic reticulum to Golgi vesicle-mediated transport; intracellular protein transport. The record is from RefSeq and is a predicted model, not a curated record.
CGGAUGUCGACUUGCCUCUUUCCGCCUCGGUAGCCGCUGGGAUGACGGCGGCACUUCCGGUCCCCGGCUGCGAUUGGGCGAGGCGGGCCGGCUGGGGGGCGGGAUUUCCUGCAGCGCCGCUUCCUGUUUCUGGCUGCCAUGAGCCUGCAGUGGACCGCAGUUGCCACCUUCCUCUACGCUGAGGUCUUCCUCGUCCUGCUGCUCUGCGUCCCCUUCAUCUCAGCUGCCAGAUGGCAGAAGAUCUUCAAGUCACGCCUGGUGGGCCUGGCCGUGGCCUACGGCAACACUGUCUUCGUCGUCCUCAUCGUCAUCUUGGUGCUGCUGCUGCUGGAUGCCCUGCGGGAGACCCGCAAGUAUGACGUGGCUGAGCGGGUGUCGCUGCAGAGCAGCCCUGGUGCCCUUGAGCACUUCCACAUGAAGCUCUUCCGAGCCCAGCGCAACCUCUACCUGGCUGGCUUCGCCCUGCUGCUUUCCUUCCUGCUGCGCCGACUGGUGACGCUCAUCUCCCAGCAGGCCGUGCUGGGCGCCUCCACUGAGGCUUUCCGCAAGCAGGCGGAAGGCGCCAGCCAGGCUGCCCGCCGCUACAUGGAGGACAACGACGCCCUGCGCAAGCAGCUGCAGGAGGCGGGGGGUGACAGCCGGGCCCUGAUGGCUCCCCACGACGAGAAUGAGAGUCUUAAGGCCAAGGUGGAGAAGCUGAAGGAGGAGCUGGCAGCCAGCAAGCGCACACUGGAGAAGGCAGAGAAUGAAGUUCAGGCCAUGCGGCGCCAGGCGGAGGGGCUCACGCGGGAGUACGACCGCCUGCUGGACCAGCAUGCCCGCUUGCAGGCAGCCCACGAUGGCCCCAGGGACAAGAAGGAGGAAUGAGAGCCAGCUGCGACCCCACUGCCAGCGAGGUGCGUGCUACAGCCAUGCCCCCGGGGCAAAGCCACGCCCUGCAGGGCCAGGCCCCGCCCCCCACCGCAAGGACCCUGGCGGGGAGGGCGGCGCUGCUCAGGAGGACCCGAGCCCCGUUUUGGGGGUUUCCAGGUGUCUGCACUGUGGGGGAGGGGCGCCCCCUUCCUCCCCCCCCCCCCCCCCGGCUUCUGCUUCAAUAAACACGUGGGAUCAAAUCCUG